Molecule: messenger RNA, 4867 nt
Organism: Trichobilharzia szidati
Lineage: Eukaryota; Metazoa; Platyhelminthes; Trematoda; Strigeidida; Schistosomatidae
Source: the annotation of a GenBank genome assembly
AUGACAUCAACGCCGUCUUCAUCAGCAUCAGUAUUGUCGAGAACUGUGCAUGCACUUCACUUGCUCGCUUACUCUCCAGUCACAUUUACUGAUGUCUAUGAAUUUUGUAAUAAUGAAAUUAAAACAUCAAUUUAUACAAUAUGGAAUUUUUUACCAAAAGUUAUCUACGAACAAUUACAUUCUAUGUCAGUUGUCUUUUUUAUACUUGUUGCUAUUAUCCACAUGUUUGCUGACGGCGCGACAUCAGUAUUUGCAAUUAUCGGUCCAUUAUCAUUUGUAUUACUAGUCAGUUUAUUAAAAGAUGCUAUUUAUGAUAUUCUACGACAUCGUAGAGAUAAACAGGUCAAUGAAAGAAAAUACCCCGUCAUGUAUAUUGAUCAAGAAAGUAAUACACUUCAAUGGAAAUUGAUUCAGUCGAAGCAUAUCACUGUUGGUGAUGUAAUUAUGUGUAAAAAUGACGAAGAAUUCCCGUGUGAUUUAAUUAUCUUAGCAACAAGUUCCAAUGAUUAUUCAUGUCGUUUAACAACUGUUAAUUUAGACGGUGAAAGUACCAUUAAAACACAUUAUUCUAUAUUAGAUACACAUAAUAUUUAUAAAAAUUAUUUAAAUGAUUCAAUUGUUUACUCGCUAAAUAAUGAAUUUAAUGAUAUUAUUAAAACAUUAUUUAUUAGAGUUGAUUGUCAACAGCCGAAUGAAGAUUUUUCACAUUUUGAAGGUUAUAUCACCCUAAGUAAUGGUAAAUUAAAUCAACCAUUAAAGCUAAAUAAUAUUCUAUAUAGAGGGGCUAAAUUAAAAACAACACGAUGUAUUAUUGGCUUAGUGGUUUACACUGGACGCGAUACAAAAUUGUUGCUUAAUUCCAAGCAACCUAAACGAAAGUAUAGUUCACGUGAAAGUAGAGCGAAUGUCAUUCUAAUCACUUUUAUGAUUAUUAUGUCAUCAUUUUGUAUUAUUUUUUCUGUAUUAACAAAAAAUUGGUCUAUGCAGUAUUUAACAAAUCCAUUUAUACCUGCACCAAAUUUUAAAUAUUGGUCACAAGUUAAAGAUGUAUUCCGCUUUUUAUUUAUUCUGAAUUAUUUAAUCCCCAUAUCAUUAAUUAUUACAGUGGAAAUUCAACAAAUAUUAGCGGCCUAUUUUAUUUCAUCUGAUCUAGAAAUGUAUGAUACUGAACAGGAUGUUGCAACAAAAUCCAAUACACCACAGUUAAUUGAUGAAUUAGGCCAAAUCAAGUAUUUAUUCAGUGAUAAAACUGGUACAUUGACACAGAAUGAAAUGCUUUUACACACUAUAGCUGUUUUAAAUACAAAUAAAGUCUACGUGUUCAAUGAGGAAUAUGAAAAUAUCACUGAUAUACACCACCACCACCACCAACAACAACAACAGAAUAAUUCAUAUAAAUCUUAUAUUUGUAAAUCAGAAGUGUAUAGAUUAAAAGAAAUUUCAAGGAGAAAAAAUCAAUUUGGACAUAUUGGUGUUAUCUAUGAAAAGUUAAUAGAUAAUAACACUGAAUAUUAUGAAGAUAAUCCAGCUUUUGAAUCAUCAUCUGAUUCAGAGACAGACAUCGACGAAGAGAUGGAGGAUGAGAUAGCUGACGAUGUUAAAAAUAGACAAGAUGUUAAUAAAGUCAAAGGUGUAAAUAGAAAAAUCAAUAAUCUUUCAUUAUUAACUGGUAAUCAUCCUAGAUUUAGCAUUGAUGAACAAUUAUUACCUGAUGAAUUAUUAAAAUGUCUUACAACACUAGCAUUAUGUCAUACAGUGGAAAUUAAUCGAAGUGAUGAAGAUAAACAAAAUUCUGUUGAUCAGAUAACAAAAUACUUGAAUAUGGAAAAUUUUUAUCAGGCGUCAUCAAUAGAUGAAAAAGCCUUGGUAAUUGGUGCAGCUAAACUCGGAGUACGAUUUAUGGGUUCAUCAACAUGCGAACAAAAUUCAUCUUCAAGAAUUUAUCGAGUAGAAUAUGAUCAGUGUAUUUGUAAUAAGAAUAAUGGUAAUAAUGGAAGUAAUAAUAAUAAUAGUAAUGAUAACAGUCAAGAUCAAUUUGUUUCUAUGGAGUAUAUAAUUGACGCUGUCUUGGAAUUUGAUUCAUUUCGAAAACGUAUGACUGUCAUGGCUAGGCAUCCAGAUGGCACAUGUUAUAUUCAUUGUAAAGGAGCUGAAUCAAGUAUAUUUGAGAUAAGUAACUUGUCUCCGACUCAUGCACACAAAUUAGCCAAUAAACAUGUAACACAAUUUGCAAUGGAUGGUUUACGUACAUUGGUUUAUGCAAGUCGUCAAGUGAAUUCCAGUGAAUAUCAUGAAUUACUUGCAGAACUUCAACAUGCUAAUACUUUAUUUGGUCCUGAACGUGUAAAUGCAUUGAAAGUGAUCUAUUCUAAAAUUGAGUCAAAUUUAACAUUAGUCAGUGUAACUGGAGUUGAAGAUAAACUACAACCUGAUGUUGAACAGACUUUGAAAAGUCUACGUGAAGCAGGAAUUCAAGUUUGGGUAUUAACUGGAGAUAAAGAGGAGACAGCAAUUACAGUCAGUCGAUCAGCUGGACACUUUGCACCAAAUAUGAACUUAGUUCGUUUAACAAAUUGUGAAGAUUUUCUUAGUUUAGCCAGCAAGUUAUUUAGUCACUUAGAUGAUUUAAAAGUUCGUCGAAGAGGAAGAAGUACAAAACAACGAAUUAAAAAUUGUGUGAAAAAAUCAUUCGAUCUGAUGAAAGAUAAAACUGAUAAAAAUUUAUACGAUAAAAGUGAAAUAACUGAAAAUUUUGAUAAUCAGAGAGUAUCAUCAAUUGCCGGUUUAAAAAAGCUAUUCACUAAUAAAAUUCAAGUUGAAUUAAAUCAACCUCGGCAUAGACAUUCACAACGACCUGGUUCUGCAUGUGAGCCUAUUGGACUGGUUAUCGAUGGAAAAAGUUUACGAUAUGCAUUACAUCCUUCUUUACAAAGUGCAUUUCUCGAUUUGUGCUUACAUUUAACUACUGUGCUAUGCUGUCGUAUGACACCUCUUCAAAAAGCAUCUGUAGUUCAACUUGUACGUACUGGUUUAGCAGACUAUGGUGAAUCCCCAGUAACAGCUGCAAUAGGUGAUGGAGGCAAUGAUGUUGCAAUGUUAUUACAAGCUAAUAUUGGAAUUGGUGUAUUUGGCAAAGAAGGUAAAGAGGCUGUACGUGCAUCAGACUAUGCUAUACCACAAUUUAAAUAUCUACAGCGUUUAUUAUUGGUUCAUGGACAUCAGUCUAAUUAUCGAAUCUGUAUGACAAUGAAUUUAUUCUAUUAUAAAUGUGUUACAUUUGUAACAACACAAAUUCUAUACACAUUCUAUAGUGGUUAUUCAGCUGUAUCAACAUUUGAAACUGUUCUAUUCUCUAUAUACAAUUUAACUGUGACAUCAUUAAUGUGUCUACUGUUUGGUAUGUUUGAACGUCAUUUACCAGAUAAGAUACUAAAUGAUAAUCCUUAUCUUUAUAGAUUGCUUACUCGUCAAGCAAAUUUAAGAUCAUGGUAUAUUUGGCUGUGGAUAUUUGAUGGAAUUUGGCAUGGUAGUGUAAUAUUUUAUGCAGCUACUUAUAUAUUCCUUGGUGGUGGUCUGUACUCUGAAGGUACAUUUUAUGAAUCGUAUGGAAAUGUUCAACAUUUAUUCGAUAUGAGUCUUUAUGGCUGUGCAACCUACCUAUUUGUAUGGCUAUCAGUAACACUACGUAUAUUUAUUGUUACACGUGACUUCAAUAUUGUUGUAUUCGGUGGAUUUCUUAUUACAAUGAUUGUGAACACUAUCAUAUUGAUGGCUUUACAGAGUACUACAACAUUAGACAAUAUUAACCUUUUCAGUUAUACAAAAUUAUCAAAAAGUGCAGCUUUUUGGUUUACAUUACCAAUUGUAUUAACAAUAGCUAAUAUACCUUCAUUAAUAUGGAGAAUAAUGUCAGAUGCAUGGUGGAAUUUACAAAUCCAAUUAAGUAAUAUACCACAAAAGCAUAUACGUCGAAAGUAUCGUCGAUCACUGUCUGUAUGGAUACGUGCUUUAACAACUAGUUACCUUGGAAAUUCACCUGACCAGAUGUAUCAGAAGAAUACUGAUAAAAUUGAAUCCUAGUCGAAUAAAAAUACUAUUGUGACAAAAUGCUUUCAGCCAGGGCGCCAGUUUCAAAUGUCAACCUGUUGUUCACAAUUUCAUUUCGUUGUAAAUAUAUGAAUUUAUGGAUUUUAAAUUUCUUUUUUUUGUGAAUAAUUGAAGGAAAAAAAAGCAAGGAAAAUGAAUUAUUUUAAUUUUUUUAAAACCGCGCACAAAUAUGACUAGAAUUAUACAUUGUUUCUAAAGAUAUCUCGAGUGAUUUCUCUACUUUGAGUUCUAAGUUUUCUUACCAUUUUCUUACCUGAAAUAUUUCUUGUACAAUCAAUUUUAUAAAGUAUACUGAUGUACUUUACUCUUUUGGUUCCUUUUCUAUACAACACAUUGUAUAGAGCAUACCAUGUCCUAAAUCAUCUAUUAUUUUUCUGUCUGUUUUGUUUAACUUAUAUGUUAUUCUUUUCUUACUAGUAGAAGUUUUGUAAAUCAGGUCAAGAUAUGUGCAAGCAGUCUUUGUGAAUAAGACUAUCUUUCUAAAAAAAAACACCAAGUACUUUUCUUUCAUAUCAUUUUUCCUCUUGAUUAGGUAUCUUAUUUAAAAACUGAUGCCUGCCUAUUCACCUAUUUUUAUCGGGAUUAUGAAUAGUGUGCACUGUAUGGUUGAGUACUUUUGUACUUUUUUUUAUUUUUUAUUAAAAUGUUUAUUCACAUUUUGUAUUUCUUCUUUUUUUGUUUUGUGUUAUUUGAUUUCACUCUAAUGAAUAUACAACAAGGUUUGUUUAUCGAUCCAUAUAAGGUCUGAACAAACUACUGG